Messenger RNA from Chrysochloris asiatica (Cape golden mole), 2160 nucleotides. It is a transcript of the gene IL31RA, whose product is annotated as interleukin 31 receptor A. Gene Ontology annotation, biological process: cytokine-mediated signaling pathway. Gene Ontology annotation, cellular component: external side of plasma membrane; signaling receptor complex. Bases 1 to 2160 code for a protein of 719 amino acids. NCBI's taxonomy places the organism in Eukaryota, Metazoa, Chordata, Mammalia, Afrosoricida, Chrysochloridae. Gene Ontology annotation, molecular function: cytokine receptor activity; cytokine binding. The transcript is spliced from 15 exons. The record is from RefSeq and is a predicted model, not a curated record.
AUGUGGGCCUUGGCAUUGUGGAUGUUUCCUCUACUCUACAGACUCAGCCUGGCAGCUCUGCCACAUAAGCCUGAGAACAUCUCUUGUAUCUUCUACUAUAAGCACAAUUUAACUUGCACUUGGAGUCCAACGACUGAGGCUAAAGACACAUGGUACACAGUUAAGAGAAUUUUAUGCCAUGAAAAAGAAAGAGAUAUGUGUACAAAUAAAACCGAAACUUCAUGUUUUAUUCGCUAUCCAAAUGUAACAAACCCAGAUGAUUAUACCAUUGAAGUGGAAGCUAAAAAUGCAGAUGGUAUAGUUAAAUCUGAUAGAACACAUUGGUGUUUAGAUAGCAUAGUGAAAAUUGAACCACCUAAGAUCGACUUUGUGAAACCAGUUUUGGGUGUUAAACAAAUGGUUCAAGUACAAUGGGAAAGGCCUAAGUUGGCACCUGUUUCAUCUACUUUAAUAUGCACACUUCGAUUCAAGACAGUAAAUAAUGCCGAGUGGAAGGAAGUCAACUUCAGCACGGAAGAUAUCCACUUAAAACAAGUAUACAACCUCACAGAUCUUCAGGCAUUUACGGAAUAUGUCAUAGCUCUGCGAUGUAUGGCCGAGGGGUCACAGUUCUGGAGUGACUGGAGUCAAGAAAAAAUGGGAACAACUGAAGAACAAGCUCCAUUUGGCCUGGAUUUAUGGAGAGUCCUGAGACCUCUUGAGGCAGAUGGAAGAAGGCCAGUGCAAUUGUUGUGGAAGGAGGCAAGAAGAGGCCCCAUAUUGGGAAAAGCAAUAGGCUACACCAUAUGGUACUUUCCAGAAAACAGCACUUACCUCACAGAGACAAUGAACACAACUAAUGAGCAACUUGAACUGUAUCUGGGAAGUGAGACCUAUUGGGUGUCUGUUGUGUCUUACAAUUCUUUCGGGAAAUCUCCAGAGGCUACCCUGAGGAUUCCUUCUGCUCAUGAAAAGCCAUUUCCAUGCAUUGAGGCCAUGCAGGCCUUCAUCGCUCAGGACCAGCUGGUGGUGGAGUGGCAAAGUUCUGCAUCUCUGGUGGACACAUGGAUGGUUGAGUGGUUCCCGGAUUUGGACUCAGAGCCCUCUGCCUUAUCCUGGGAAUUUGUGUCUCAGGCCAGGAACUGGACAAUCCCACAAGAUAAAUUGGAGCCUUUCUUGUGCUACAACAUCUCUGUGUAUCCGCUAUUUCAAGAUCUAGUGGGUGAGCCUUACUCUGUCCAGGCUUAUGUCAAAGAAGGAGUUCCAUUAGCAGGUCCCGUGACCAAGGCAGAAAACAUUGCUAUGCAGACAGUCACGAUAACAUGGAAAGAGAUUCCAAAGAGUCAGAGAAGUGGCUUCAUCAGCAACUACACCAUAUUUUAUCAAGCUGAAGAUGGGGAAGAAUUUUCUAAGACAGUCGACUCCAGCAUUCUGCAGUAUGACCUGAAGCCCCUGACACGGAACACCCCUUACACUGUUCAGGUCAUGGCUAGCACCAGGGCUGGGGGAACCAACGGAACCAGGAUCAACUUCAAGACAUUGUCAAUUAGUUUCAUGGAGAUUGGGCUCAUAGCUUCUCUGGUUGGAGGUGGCCUUCUUAUUUUCAUCAUCCUGACGGUGGCAUAUGGUCUGAAAAAACCCAACAAAUUGAAACACCUCUGUUGGCCUGAUGUCCCCAACCCUGCUGAAAGCAGUCUAGCUAUGUGGUGUGGAGAUGAUUUCAAGAAUAAGCUAAAUCUGAAGGAGGUGCAGUUUGAUAAUUCUGUGAACACAGAAGAAGACAGCAUACUAAAACCACAUUAUGGCCACAGUGACCUUAUUGACAAGUUGGUGGUGAACUUUGGAAAUUUUCUGGAAGAAGUGUCCAUAGAAAAACCUCUGAAGCACAAGAAAAACAUUGCUGGAGGUGAAAAGAAUGAGUAUGUGACUUCCCUCUACACACCUGAUUAUCCCCUGGGAAAGAACUUCCAGGAGCCGCCGAUUUCAGCUAAGAUUCUAUCCAGAAUGCCAGAAGAGACCUGCUCAGAAACCAAAGAGCAACUUCUCUCUUAUGGUCAAAAUUUGGGGCCAGACCAACUCUGUGAGGAAGGAACACCAAACCUAUACUUGAAAAAUUCAGUGACAACAAGAGAAUUUCUUGUGUCUGAAAAACUUCCAGACCAAACUAAGAAAGAAGUCUAA